UGGCACGAGGGGGGGCAUCAGUACUCGCGGCGGUGCCGCUCACGCCGCCCGCGCCAUGGCGUCCGUCGCCGCUUGGCUGCCCUUCGCUCGAGCAGCCGCCAUCGGAUGGGUUCCCAUAGCCACACACCCACUACCGCCGCCCCCAGUCCCCAAGGACCGGCGCCGCGCCGAAGACGAGAAGCUCCUCAUCAACGUCUCCGGACGACGCUUCGAGACAUGGCGGAACACCCUCGAGAAAUACCCCGACUCACUGCUCGGCUCCACCGAGAGGGAAUUCUUCUACGACGAGGACAGCAGAGAGUAUUUCUUCGACAGAGAUCCAGACAUAUUCCGCCACAUACUAAACUACUACAGGACUGGCAAGUUGCACUAUCCCAAACACGAGUGUCUGACGGGCUACGACGAGGAGCUGGCUUUCUUUGGGAUCCUACCUGACGUGAUCGGGGACUGUUGUUAUGAGGACUACCGUGAUAGGAAACGUGAGAAUGCCGAAAGGCUGAUGGACGAUAAGUUAAGUGAGGCGGGAGAUCAGAGCCUGCCUCAACUGACAGAUUUGCGGCAGAAGAUGUGGCGCGCGUUCGAGAACCCCCACACUUCGACUGCUGCGCUGGUAUUUUACUAUGUGACUGGGUUCUUCAUCGCAGUAUCGGUGAUGGCGAACGUAGUGGAGACAGUGCCGUGCGGCCACCGGCCCGGCCGCGCUGGGACCCUGCCGUGUGGCGAGCGAUACAAAAUCGUGUUCUUCUGCUUAGACACAGCGUGUGUGAUGAUAUUUACCGCGGAGUACCUGCUCCGACUCUUCGCAGCGCCGGACCGCUGCAAGUUCGUGCGAUCCGUGAUGUCGAUCAUAGACGUAGUCGCCAUCCUGCCGUACUACAUCGGGCUCGGGAUCACCGACAAUGACGACGUCUCCGGCGCCUUCGUGACCCUGAGAGUGUUCAGAGUGUUCCGUAUCUUCAAGUUCUCCAGGCACUCUCAGGGGCUGCGGAUCCUGGGGUACACGUUGAAGUCGUGCGCCAGUGAGCUGGGCUUCCUGGUGUUUUCGUUAGCGAUGGCGAUCAUCAUCUUCGCCACGGUGAUGUUCUACGCUGAGAAGAACGAGCAAGAUACUAAUUUCACAUCCAUUCCCGCUGCCUUCUGGUACACCAUUGUGACGAUGACAACGCUGGGGUACGGAGACAUGGUACCAGGCACGAUAGCUGGUAAGAUCGUGGGAGGAGUGUGCUCCCUCUCCGGAGUGCUGGUGAUAGCCCUCCCUGUGCCUGUCAUCGUGUCCAACUUCUCCAGAAUCUACCACCAGAACCAGCGCGCUGACAAGAGAAAGGCUCAAAGGAAAGCCCGUCUCGCGCGAAUCCGCAUCGCCAAAGCCUCAUCAGGGGCCGCAUUCGUGUCAAAGAAGAAGGCAGCAGAGGCUCGUCUCGCUGCGCAGGAGUCGGGCGUAGAGCUAGAUGACGCUGGAAGAGACGAAGACAUUUUCGAGUUGCAACACCACCACCUCCUGCGCUGCCUUGAGCGCACUACGGAUCGAGAGUUUGUGGAGAUGGAGAAUCCAUUCAACGGGGCGGCUAAGCGCGCAGGCUCGCCCUCGCCGCUUGCGUCGCCUGCGCACUCUGGACGUGCGCCCGCGCUGCUCGCGUGCUGCGCGCGGUGCGGUUGUUGCCCCCAAAAAUACCAGGUCCUGCUAUUAGAUUCGAGUAGGAAGGGAAGAAAGGGCGGCAGGCGGUAUACUUCGACCUCACGACCCUCCGACACGUCAGUGUCCGCUGCGCCCAGCGAAGACCCCUUACCACAAGCGUGUGGCAAAUACAUUCCUGCCGGGAGUACUGUGCAAGGAAACCAGACCGGUGUUGCGAUGGAUGGGACUUACUUAGUGGAGGCGUCCUUCUAGGGCCCGUCCACCACUCACAUGGAGACCUAUGUAUAGCACAUGCAAGUGAAACUAUCACGGACAUGAAAGCCUAGUUGAACACUAGCAAACAACGACGCGACGUCGUAACAACAAUUAUUAGAAUUAUGAAUCUGUGUAACUUAAUGUUCUAAGUCUAACACGAUACUGCCUAACAUUAAUAAAAAAAAUAUCAGAUUUGUAUUUUGCAAGAUAUUCGAGUGCGAGUAUGGACACAGAGUUAUACACUGUGAUUUUCAAAAUGGAAUAGUCCAUUUCUUGUUCCAUUCCAUUUUUAAAAGACUUUCUGUAGUGCCAUUCCAUGUUUCGAUUAUCGGAAUGCGCUCUGGAAUGGAGUAAACGUUUGGAAAUGGAAUGCAUUUCUGGAUUGUGACAUGAAAGAGAUGGAAGAUAUUGUGGUCUUUGUCUCUGGACAUAAAGUUCUUUCACGUCCUCUCCGUGUAGUUUCUUUUAUCCGUAUUAGUAAUAAAACAGUAUUAAUUAAGAUUUUAAAUGUUAAUGGUGAACGGAUAGAGUCUCGCUUCUUAUAACAACGAGGUAUUAUUAUGUGAAUAUGGUAUCGUCUUUAGUCUAGUAUCUUGUGAGAGGCGUUAUUAGAAAAGACAGCUAGUUUCAAAUUUCAAUAUAGUCAAUAGUUAUUCGAGUCAUAUCAAUAUUAGGCAGUUAAAUAGACGUACCGGUAUGUUAUAUGUAAACUGUUCAUAGUUAAAGUCAUUUUUGGGGGUCCUAAGUUGAAAUUAGAGUGUAAAAGUGCAAUAGAGUAACGUCUAGUCAUGGUUGAAUUAAAAAGUAUGACAGCAAGGCAACGUUUUUCUUAAAUAACAUUUUAAUGAAUACUCUCGGUCAUCAUAGAUGCUGUUUCUAGUCAAAAUCAAUGUGAUCAAAUUUUAACGUGACUUUUAUGUAAUUUUAACUAAUUUUAGUUUUGAAACAACGGUGUAACAUCGAAUGAUAUUAAUUUUAAUUUAUAUUUUAACGUAAAAAAUACAAUAUUUUAGUUUAAUUUUAACUGUAUUAAUUACAAAAUCAUAUUUUAUUUUUAGUAUCUUACUAAUCCAUCUAAUAAAUCCUACUAUUAAAUAAUAAUUAAGAAUAUAUAAAAAAUAAAAUAAUACACUAAUUUUAUUUUACUUUAUAUAAAAAUCAGGACCUUCUAAUGACUUUGACCGUGGACGAACUCUCGAGGUCCCAAAAAUAUUUUAAAAAAUUUUAAACUUUUUUUUUAUUUAUUCACUAGAACUACUAGUGCCUUCGAUAUUUGUUAUUUCCAUAAAAUCGUUGCUCUGUGUUAGUGAAGCGUAAAUGUUAGUGUUAUAAUCGGAUUAUGACGUCAUUAUCGACGUAGUGAUGUGUAAUUUGUAAAGGACAUCAACGUCACGCGAUGACGUGACGUAGUGAGAAAACAGAAGUGUUUGACGGUUAAUUACGGCGUCUAAACUAACUGUUGGUAUUUAUGUCGUUAAAAUGCUGUAUUUUGUCGCAAAAUAAACAUGCAGUGAUUGAAAAAAGAUAUUUAAGUAUUUCAAGAAUGAUUUUUUAGUUUGUAUUCGUAUGUAUCGACUGAUAGUUUCUUUGACUUUUUUCGACUUUUGCCACUUUAUUCAAUCACUGCUGUUUUACCGAUGUGUGACGAAUUCUCUCCGCGCAGAAUAUGACGAUGUUACCGAGUGUCAUCAGUAGAGUGACCCCCUAUCAUAGAUCAGUCUUAUGAUUGCAUUAGUAUGAAAAAUGUUACGAUAUAGAUAGAGAAUUUAUGUGGUUACAUUAGAAAUUUAUUUAAUUAUAUGUUAAUAAAUAGCAGUAAGACGAAUAGUGUUUAAGUAAAAAUUUAUUGCAUUGAAUGCAUGAUUUUAAAAUUGUAGAUAAUGUAUUUUUUUCACCAUGCUUUCUUUCCAAAUGUGUCUUUUAAAUUUAUCGAUUAAAAAAGUAAAUUGAAUAUCGUGACGUUUCACGUCACUACGCGUUGAGAGACGCUUCGAUUUUUAAAUUUAAAAUUUUUAUUAAUCAGUAUACUAUGUAUUGUAAAUUAUUUCUUACAAAAAUUAAAUUUUAAUAAAAUUUUACUUCAAUUUACUGAAGUAUUAAAUCGCUUGCCAGAUUUAUGGUCUAAUACUUAAAUGGAAGAUGAACUUCCGAUUUCUUUAAAGUAAUUCCUAUGUAGUCUACUUAAAAUUAUUAGUAGACAUAAGCGUUAUUUAAAAUAUUCUUAUACGACUAUGGGUUCUAAAGUGGUGCCUCCAAAUUGAGUGGACCAUUGAAUCCUUAAAGAAAAUUCUCGAAACACGUGAAGAAAGCAUGGUUUUUAAACAAAAUCUUUUUGUUUUUAGUUUUAUAAUAUUUAUCGUAGUAUUUAUGAAACCGAAUUCGAUGUUAAAAAAAAAGUUUCUUCCAAAAUAUUGCCACAAUUUCUACUAAAGUGUAUUGAGAAAAUGUGUAAUAUUCAAUAAUAAUAAAAAAAUUUGGUAAUAUCGUAAGUAUGUUUAGAAGUCGAGUAAUUUAAAACGUUUUAAAAUAUAUUUCUUUUCCUUUCGGUAAAAAUGGGAAACUGAUAAUAAGUCGAGGUGAAUAGGAAAAGGUGAUUGCAUUGUAAGAUAUUUGUUUAAUAACUAAAUAAUAAAAAAUACCCCAAAACACCCACAGGAAAACGGGAUGAAUAAAAUUCGAAGGAUGAAUAGAAUACAGAAGAUGGGUGAAUAAAUAUUAGGAAAAUAUUCUGACAUCUAUUCACCCCAUUCCUGUAUCUAUUCCCUCUUUACAUUCUAUUUACCCUGUUUCGAUCUCCAUUAUACUGUAUAAUCUUAUUUUUAUGCAGAUUUGGUACAUACUAAUUUUGAUUAAAAAUAUCUAACCUAGAGUCUAAAUUUUAUUCUUGUUUAGCUCAUUUUUAGCUCCAGGCCACAUUUUAAAUCAAAAUUAGUGUUUUAAUAAUUGAAUAAAUACAAAUAUCUUGCAAUGCAUGCCAAAAUAAAUCGUGUUUGCUUAGUUUAUGGUCCAGAACCCUGUGAUUCUAUGGCUGUAUUACAAUUUUAAUUGUUUCAGUUUCAUUUGUUCGUCAAAUUAUAUUGUUAUGUUGAAGUGAUAAUGAUUUUAAAUUAAACUAAAAAGCUAAAUAAAUUACAUAUUUAGCUAAUUUAUUGUGUUUUAUUACUGUAUUAAACCUUGAUUAAAAUUAAUUGAAAUUUGAUUUUUGCGACUCAAACGUAUUACAGAGAUCAUACAAAUAUUUAGUUUUGGGAGUUUUAGAAAAAUAUAAAAAAUACGAUUCUGUAUUAAGCAUGAUGAAUUAAAGCAAGAAGAUGUAAUAUAAAAAAAAUAGUAUGCAUAAUCUGUACCCUUAGUAUGAUUUUGUUUCACGUUUAAAGUAAUCUAAAUGACAGCGGGUUCGGUGCUCUAAUUAGCCGGCUCGAAUAAACCAACCAAUCAAAACGUCGAACGCUCUCUUGUUUCGAUUACUUUUAACGUAAACUAAACUCAUACUAAGGGUAUUGCAUUGCAUUGUUCAAUCUGGGUAGUAAAAAUACCUACUCCCGUUACUUUCAACAUAGCAUAGAGACAUAGUAUGUCUAUCUGUCAUAAUGUCACUUCAACAUAAAAAUAAAGACUAAACGAACAUUUUUAAUUGUUUAAAAUCAAUAAUUUAAAAUUUUCUCAAGAGUUUACGUUUUGUUAUUUUUAAAUUGUCUAUCAAAAUGUUUCUGUAAAUACUCAUUUUUUGUUUUUAAAGAUUUUAUUGUCACUCUGUUAAAUAUUGUUAUUAUAGAAGUGUUACUGUGAUGCCGUAAUUCUCUAAAAUUUAUGAAAUAAAUAUUUCAAUUAAAAGUUUUAAACUAUACACUGAAUUUUAAAAAGAUUUUUUAAAUGAUUUUAAAGAGAGCACUUACAAUAUUUUAAUUAAAAAUACAUUUUUAUUUUAAUAGAGUUUUUGGUAUAAAGCCUGACAGUAACACUUUUAAAAAUGCUAAAUAAUUAAUUUUGAACAUAAUUCACGAUAUUUUACUGUGUGUUUUCAAGACUGUGUUGUUUAAGUAAUUAAUAUCUAUUUAAAGCGAUGGCCAUGCUCGGAUAUUUUAAACUGACUAUUAAAAACACAAGACAAAUUUAAAAUACUCAACAUUUUAAAUAAAAAUAAUUAUUAAUGUUUUUGGUAUCUUAAGCCGAUAUUUUUAGAACUUUUAGUAAAACACCAAUGUCCUUUGUCAGAAAAAAAGUUUAAAAUUUAUAUUUUAAACUAAAAAAUCGUUAUGUAAAAUGGCAGUCGAAAAUUAAAUUUUAGUUUUUUCAUAGUUCUCACAUAAAUCCGAGCACGAACCAUCAAGUCGUUGUGAGUUAAAAGAAAAAAAAGAAAGAAAGAAAGAAUGUGUCGUUGGACCAAAAUGGGGAACUUCGUGUGUUUAGAAAUCUAGAAUAAAGUACGAUCUUAAGAAUUAUUUACAGGAGAUAGGAUGGUCUAAAUACUUAAAUCUAUAGUUGAAGAAAAUUAAAAAUCAAUCCAAUCUAUGAAAAACUAGCUUCUGCCAUUGGCUUCACCCGCGUUCCCGUGGAAUAAAAAGUAUCCUAUCACCCAAGUCAGCUCAUACUCUGUCUGUAUACCAAAUUUCAUCAAAAUCCGUUCAGUAGUUUCAGCGUGAUUGACGGACAAAUAUUCAAACAUCCAAUCAAUCUGAGUGAUACUUCGGCUUCAUGUCUUAAAAAACUGUUUCAUCCUGUGAGUUAGGUUUUCGGAGCCCCACUCCCCCUUAAAGGCAGGCAAUGCGCUUGUGACUUGCUGUGUUGUGGGUGUCCAUGGGCGGUGCCGAUUGCUUACCAUCAAGAGAUUCGUUUGCUCGUUUGAAGCCAUAUGUACUUAAUGAAUAACAGGUAAUCUAAUACAUAUAUAAAAUUCUCGUGUCACAGUUUUCGUUGCCAUACUCCUCCAAAACGGCUUGACCGAUUUUGAUGAAAUUUUUUGUGCUUAUCCGGUAUCUAUGAGAAUCGGCCAACAUUUAUUUUUCAUCCCCCUAAAUGUUAGGGGUAGUACAACCCUAAUUUUUUUAAAUUAUUUAUAUGGCAAAACAACGUUUGCCAAGUCAGCUAGUAUAAUAUGAAAUUGUUUUAUAUUCAAUUUCUUGGCCAUAAUAUCUCCUGUAUGAUAAUAUCUAAGUGAGCGAGUGGUUGAUUUGUUUUUAUAAUUAUUUGUACCUACGUAUGACUAUCGAUUGUCGACUUAAACAAUGUUUUAUGGCUCUCGGUUCAGAACCCUUAGCUUAAUUCUUUGUUAUUUUGAGAAAAAAAAUAAACAUAAUUGUAUAUAACA
Spodoptera frugiperda (fall armyworm) is the source of this 7199-nucleotide messenger RNA. It is a transcript of the gene Shal, whose product is annotated as potassium voltage-gated channel protein Shal. Gene Ontology annotation, biological process: potassium ion transmembrane transport; protein homooligomerization. Gene Ontology annotation, cellular component: voltage-gated potassium channel complex; membrane. Bases 56 to 1888 code for a protein of 610 amino acids. The transcript is spliced from 6 exons. The record is from RefSeq and is a predicted model, not a curated record. Gene Ontology annotation, molecular function: A-type (transient outward) potassium channel activity; protein binding. NCBI's taxonomy places the organism in Eukaryota, Metazoa, Arthropoda, Insecta, Lepidoptera, Noctuidae.